GUUUGCGCGUAAACAUUUAUAAUUACACUAGUUCCAAUAAUAAACAGUGCGAAUGCAGCGUUUUGUGAAGCACUCCAAGGUCAUUACCAAGUAAACCCAGCUGUUUGUCAUAGAGAUCGACCGACGAAACCAAUCCGUACAAAAGAAUAACCCCGAGGCUGCUGCUCCUGCUGCUUAUGGAGUAGUACCAUGCUGCAGCAAUUCAGUUGGUUCUCUCGACCUUUCGGUGCGGCGCGCGUUGGCUUCUCCACAAAAGAAUUAUAACAUAAGUUUCUCGAGUAUGAAACAGUAAUAAAAAAACAGUCGUACAACAGCAAAGUUUAAAUGCAGUGGCGGGUUGGUGUAGGUACUUAACUACCAGUUAUUCGGAACAAAGAAGGUGGCAAGCGUUGCAAAAACGAAUCUGUGUGCUGGAUUCGCAAUUGGAAACUACGACCAUGGAGUUUCUAUCGCCAAGCCAAUCGAUAAUUCGAAAUGACCUCGUCGGCCAACCCCGUAGAUCAAGACGGUGAACACGUCGACAUCAAGGAGAGUACGACAGUGACAACGAUACACAAAAUAUAUAGGGGAGACAAUGAAAACUUAGUGAUCAGAGAUUCGAACAAUAGGAGAAGUUUUAUCAAUCGACCCGCGUACGCCAAACUGCAUCGCUCGUUUAGUUCUGGAAGUAAACGGCACAGUGUCGACAAUUUGAAAGGGCGUUUCGAAAGUUUAGCCCGGCAGAGCUCUAAAGAGCAGAACCAAAGCGACGACAAAAACACCCAAGUUCCUAUCGAGCCCAAAAAAGAAGAAUCCAAGGUGGAAUCUCCGCCUCCCGAAGAUACUAAGCAAGAAGUUUUUACGCCGGCAAGUUUUGGUUACCCUAAGACUGCCAAGUUGGUACCACCUCUUAUUAAACCCAAACCUGUUAUUAGAAAAAGGUCGUCCAAAGAUGAAAAUUCGAACGUGGUGAAUCGACAGUCACAGGCGAGUGAUGUAGAGGAAGUUAACAUCGUCCUGCAACCGUCCGCAUCUGAAGAGAGUGUCGACAAAAUAGCCAAAGAGUUGUCCAGUUUUACGAUGGACGGUAAACCGAAGGACAGAAAACGCGUCGGCAGCUUCAGGAAGUUAUUUUUGGGUGGGUUGUUUGGGAAAGAUAAGAAAAAGAAAGAGGAAGAAAAGAAUAAGCAAAAAUCGGGCGAUAACAUCGUUUACAAUGAUAAUAUAAAGAAUGAGACGAGUUUCAAUCGGCGAUCGCCGUCACGACAGACGGCGCCUAGUCAGAGGACUAUUGAAGAUCUGUAUUCGCAGAGGCCUCACAAUAUUAGGGAACAAAGGAUGCAAGAAUAUCACGAACAGAGGAUCAGAGAGCUGGAGCAGGAGUACGCCCAUUUACACGUAAACCAUUUCAAUUCGAUUCGUCAGAGUUUUAACGACGAAAGAAACGAUAAUUACGUAAUUAUGGAUAAUAGCAAGACGAAACCAACGAUAACAGACUACAUCAGUACUCCCGUUAAGUACAUUGAUACCAGUUCUUCGACCAGCGCAGAAUCAGAAAAGCCGAACGACGUUACGGCUCGCGAUACUCCACCGAGGGCUCAAGAAACUUACCAAAAUAUUAGCGUGGUUAAGCCAAAGGCGGCGAUAUCUAUCAACUCCGAACGGCCACCCCCAAAUCCGCACGAAAGCGAGAAAGGGAGUCCUAGAACGAUCGAAAGGAAUUUGAACAAAAGCGAUGGAAAAGAUUAUCCAGACAAAGUCAGUUUCGCUACGAGACAAGAAGAAACGCAAGGUACAGUUUUCGAUAGCAUAUCUCGUAGUGCUGACACAAAACCAGUGAACUCAAGACCCCCAUUAAGUCCUCCGAAAUCGCUCUCGCUAGAAAGUACUAAGUUAAAACUGCCGCCGAACCGCGAGAUUUACGAACCUCAACCGAGAGUGAAGUCGCCAAUUCCUGCUAACAAAGUGAGCACCGAGAAGAUAAUAGCUACGGAGCUAUUAAAGAAUGUGAGAUCACCGACACCACCGAAGCGUACUGUGUCGAAAGCCAGUGACGAAGUAGUAACGAUCAAACCUCCGGUGUCGCCCAAAGUGCCGAAGAAUCAAGAAGUUCAAGUUGAUAGAAUCGUUACUAACGCACUGGUGCAUGUCCCGCAGCGCUCUCAAACUCCUUUGGAUAAUAGGACUUACGUCAACGUCCUACCGAAUCCUAGGGCGUCCACUCCUGUGGAUUUACGAAUGUCGGUGUCCAUGAAGAUGUCGCCGAAGAAAGAAGAUGUGAGAAAGAGCGUCGAAGAGUACUAUUGGAAACAGCUGAAGAAAUUAAAAGAAGAGGAAGAUUCUAGGUUACACCAGUUACAAAUGAACGGCUAUUACGAAGACCAAGCAAAGUUAAGACGUUCGAGAAGUUUGUCGCCGUCCUCGCAUAGGGUUGGCAGGCGAAGUUUGAGUUUACCAAGAGAUACCAGAGGUCAGAAUUAUGUGGAAUAUGGGCGGUUACCGCCACAACAAUCGAUUCCUGAAGAUCAAGCUUUGACGACGACGGAUGGAGUCAGGCAUUUCGUCUAUGACCAGAACUUCAUCAGGAAUAAUCCUGAACGAAGAUCGGUCGAUAGUCUACAGAGGCCCAUAUUUAGACGUGGAAGUCUGACGAAGCAAGAAGUGAUUUACGACGGAAAUCCGUACAACAAGAGAGUGAGUUUUUCAAACUCACAAUCAGCUCAGCAGGCGUGGCCUACCAGAAACGGUUACACUCAAAAUCCCCCCCAAAGGCGACUAGAGAGAGUCGAGUCAGACCUGGACGAUGAGGUGUUCGUCCAGCCGGAACCACUUUAUGGAUAUAGUAAAUAUAAUGUCCAAAGGGAACCUCUUUACAGUAACAGAGUUCUCGAGCAGUUUAGGGCACAGAAGUACGAUGAGACGCGUCAGCAGCCGCUCUACGGACAGGCGCCUCCGCAGAUGGGCGUUCGACGCCUCUCCAUGGAUUCGAUACCGCGUCAUCAAGACAUCUACGGUCUACGACCUCAGACGGUACGCAGACCCGUCUCCAAUGUUCCCCAAUUCGACGAUUACGACCACGGCAACGUCGUAACGUACCUCAGCAACUCCCAGUUGUCUCUCCAACGCAACCCCGUCUACUCUUCCCGCCAGAGCAUAACAGACACAAACUACGGUCAAAAACAGGUCACCGUCAGAAAUAAAUACUGCGAUAUUUAUGGGCAAAUCCACGACUCGCCCAAGACUGGUGUCGUUAUGGGUCAGCUACAGAACGCAUCGGUACCGCCACCUCGGCAACGCGACAAUUUCGUGCGCGGUUCGCGCUUAACGUCGAGUGCCAACGACGUCGGUAGACGUAACAACACUCGAUAUUUUUACGACACGAAUUACGAAAAUCGACCGUUGCCGCCCCCGCCGCGGCAGACGCGAAACAACCAAAUAUCGGAUACGGAAAGCGGCUCGGACGUAAGCGAAAUUCAGAGGAUUAUGCAAAGCAAAACGAAAAAACGUGCCUUUUUCGAUGAAGAAUGGAACGCCGACGGGAAGCCUGGAAGAAGCCCUUCCGGUAACGACAGUGGGCGCAGCGACAAUGAAGGCGAAGUGAGAGGAGGCCGGAGCAGGAAUACGCGGCGAGACGAUCCUCGAAGGCAUACCCUUGGAGCCGAGCAACAGUACCUAGCUAUGGCAGGCCAAGGAGGACCUUUAUCCCGUACAAUGGAUCUAGAGAUGAGUUCCACGAGACCCAGAAAGGGACAACCUAGGGGAUAUCCACCACCUUCGAAUGCGAUGCUGUUCGACGACGAUCCGGGAAUUAUGUCGGAAGUAGAAACUAGUUCGACGGGCUUCCGUAGAGGUGGUAAACAGCGGAGUUCACUUCCUGUAGUACGAACGCCAAGUAAAACGUUAGAAAGACCACUAGGUUUAGUAUUCCUCCAGUACCGCAACGAAACGAAACGAGCCCUACUUCCGAACGAGAUAACGUCGAUAGAUACGGUGAAAGCCCUUUUCGUUCGAUCGUUUCCUAAACAGUUAACGAUGGAAUAUCUCGAUUCGCCCAACGUCAAGAUAUACAUUCAUGAUUCAUCGAAAGAUAUGUUUUACGAGUUGGAAGAUCUGAGCUUUGUUCGUAGGUCGCAUUUGCGGGAGAUUCGGGAUCGCUCUGUGCUGCGGCUCUUCGAAUCCGCGGAUGUUUCCGGAGGCUUACCUAUGGCGGGGAUCGGAAUUGCAGGUGGUGUUGGACAUUUUGAGGAUCCCAGUUAUUUUUCAGAGCCAGAAUUCGAUUCGGAGUACCAGCAUCAGCACAUCCACAAAAGUAAGUCUUUUCAGGGGAGCGCCGGUAAAGCACCGUAUUACAUGGGCUCCACCGCCAGCCUUCCGCGAGGCGCUACUCUCCUUCGGACUUACUCCCCCGCCGUAGGAGCUCUGCCCUCCGAGCGCUUAAAGUCUCUUCCAACAGGUGCUCCUCCCAAACCUCAACGUGCGUACUCCGGUGGGUCUACCCGCUCGAGUGACGGUCCACCUCGACCACCAGACCGAUUCGCCCCCUUCCAAAGGCCCGCCAACCCUCUCUUUAAUGUACCAGAUGGAUACAUGUCCUCACCAGAAAGAGGUUCAAGAUAUGAAGACCCUUAUUACAGCCAGUACGGAUCGAGGUCAGGAUCUAUCACGCCAGUCAUUGACGAAGAAGUUAGUGAUACGGAAUUACUAGAUGACUCGUACUCUCUUUAUGGGGUUAAAUUAGCUUCAGGAGGGUCAAGAGGAGGACCGAGGUCGCCGUUCCCGCCUCCGGCCGCCGUUCCAUAUGAUGCUACACGGUUGCGUGUAGAAAAUAUGGAGCGUCAGCUCGCUAAUUUGACAGGUCUGGUUCAAAAGGCUCUUACGCAAACUCCCACAACGCACCUGCAAGUACCGGGAAGGGAAAACUAUCGUACAGGAGACGAGUUCGAUAAGAACUCCAGUUCAAGUUCCGCCUCUUUACCAGAUGACUCGUACCUCCGAUCUGACAGCAAAACGCCCAAAUUGGGCAAAAGCGGCUGUCAUAAAUCGGUUUCUUUCGAGAAAUCUGUGUCGUUCAGUGACGAACCGCCAGACAUGAACUCGCCGAAACAGCACAGUCCGCAGCAUGCAGCGGAUACUAAACCUGCCAAACCCGCCAUAAAAUCAUCAACUCUUCCGCGGACCUCUUCGCAGGAGAGAGAUCGGUUAAAACCGGCGCCUCCACCAAAACCGGCGUCGUUGUCGCCUGGACAAUACGACGGGCGACUGUUGUACCGCGAUCUCCAGCUUACGCCAGAAAUGUACAACCAGUUGAGAGGUUUGCAGAAAAAGGCGAAAGAUUUGAGAGCGGAAGUGAGGAAUCUGAGGAGGAUGUCACAGGCUCAGGCACAUUCGGUGCGCGAAACCAUAAGGGAUACUUUCAUCAAAAUCAGAGCGAUGCUGCUGGCCGGUGGCGAACAAGUCUGGCAAGCUGGGAUGGAUCAAGAGAGGGUGCGUCUGAGCCGGGAGGAGGAUCUUUACAAGCAAGAAAUGUUGCGCCUCGAGAAGGAUCUGAGCGACCUGGAAUCAACAGUGGAGGAGUUGAGGGGCAACGUGAUCAACAGGAAGACAAGGGUGAACAUGUCGGACGUUGAAAAUAUGGCACUAGUCUUAAGUAAAAGCUCAAAAACUGUGGCCGAUUUAAAAUUAAGAUUUCCCGGCCUACAAGACGGGAUGAAAACUUUCCUGAGUUCGGAGAUGGAGAAAGUGAUGAGGGAGGAAAAGUUCCUAAAAGAAGAGCCCGAACGACUGGAGAGCGCUUUAAGACGGUGUAAAAAACUUACAGGGACUCUAGUCACGUUAAAAAGACUUGCAAGUGUUCAAGAGCAACGCCUUCCUUGCUCAAACUCAUCGACUGACGGUCGCCUAUCGCCCACGGUGACCGAAACGCCACCUAUAACACCUACGUCAGCGUCACAACAUAGCAAGCCCCCUUCCGGCGCAGCACGUGUGGGGUCGCUCGGCGUCGGGGGAGACGCCGUCAACACCCCCGACAGUACCCAGCGUCCGGAGAACGCACUCGACGCUUUGCUAGACGAACUGCAGACAUUUUCGAAACCCCACCACAACACCGAAGAGCCGCCCGCCGUCCCCACCAAGGGCAUUCCUCCUAGCCACCCUCCGAACAUGUCCGAGAUCGGGCGGAAGGGCAGCAUGGACUCGGCCACGUUCCUUCCCACGCAGAAUUUAACCGUGAGCACGGCGACGGGCAGCCUUCGCCGCCUCCAUUCCUAUCCCAGCGGCUCGGACACGGACAACAGUCCCCCUAUCCAACCGCAGAAGACAACCACUAAGCCGCCGAUCCCCGAGCGAAACGCCGAGCUGUUGCAGCACAUCACGGGACGGCGCGUGCCACCUCCACCGCCCCCGCGGACGAGCUCCAAGUCGCCGCUGGCGUCGCCCACGUCGCCCAGUUUGCCUCCCAGAUCUCCGGCCGCCGGGUUGCAACAUAUCCAGAACGUGCAGAACAUGGUCGAGAGCAAGGGGCAGUUCGCGGCGGAGAAUAAGCCGCAGAGUCAGUUCGAGGCGGCCACGCAGAACCUAGGAUUAGCGACCCUGCGGCGGAACGUUCCUAGUAGGUCUAGCGUGAAAGACAAGGCUCAAACUUUGCCUAGGAACAUCGGCUCGAACCUGCAGAUACCGCAGGAGAACGAGACGAUCUCGGCGAGCAACAGCAGCAGCUGCGAGAGUGUCAACUCGCAGGAUGGCUCGAAGAAGACGCGGAAGGAGGAGCUGGAGCAGAGACACCAGGAGCUGUUGAAGAAACAGAAGGCGUUGCAGGAGCAGUACGCGAGGCUGCAGCAGCUGCAGAGAGGCAACAAUACGCUGGCGGUGGUGCCGCCUACUCCCGACCAACUCCUCAAGAAGACCGGAAGCGAAUCGAAUCUGCUCCAAAAGAUGGGACUCCAAAUGUCUACCUCACAGAUCACCGGCUCGUUGACGAAUCUUCCAAACACCACAGCGAAUUCUGUUAACAAAAACACAUUGACCAAUACGCAGACGACUAGCAACAACGCGGAAGAACAGACCACCACUACGACGAAUAAAGUUUACGAAACUGACAUACUGUGACCAAAAAGACGAUUGCAAUCUGUAUGUUGAAGAAUUUGUUGCACUCGAUAUUCAUAUCACGACUGGAUUGUUACUUUUGCUAUUUACUCAGAUUGAAUGUAGUCAGUGUUUAAUAACGGUUAGGGAAUUUUAUCCUUUUCGAUCUUAAUGUUUAAUCAGAGGUGCGUAAUUUUACGAGCGGACGUAACGCGACCCGGUUCCUCAAACUUGAAACGCUCUGUGGUUUCAAGAUUUACUAUUUGCUGCGACGAGCAGAAAAACAACGCCCAAAUUUUACUUUUUCAAUAAAUACAAGUUUUUGUUCUCAUUUCUUAAAAUUCGUUAAUCUAGUAACGAGCGCCCACUCGUAGUGUUUCCCUUUCUUUAGUCUCGCCAGAUUCUGCGAUGGGCAUUCCUUGAGCGUUUGUAAAAUUACGUACAAUGAGUUCUAAUUGAAGCGACGGUAUUUGUUUCCUUCAUUUUUAUCAGAAAUUCGUUAUAACUCUCACAAAAUUGUACAUGUAAUCACGUAAAGAUUGCAAAAAUUGUAUUGAUGCACUCAUUGGAUAAUUAAAACACCACUAAAUUGAUUAUACACGUUGUACAUACUUAGGAUGUUUCUUUCAAUUUGGAUUACGUUCGGUCGCUUUAUGUACGAGUUUUUGAUAAAUUGUUUUUAAAGUUGUUGACUAUUAUAUUGCUCAAACUAUAAAUUUACCAUGUAAUCAAAGAUGUUGCACACUAUAUUUAACUGUGGUGUUUUCAGAUGUUCAACCAAUAUUUUCUCGACGUUCUUUUUUAAUUUCAUACACUAAACCAUUAUUUUUGGUUGUUAUCUUUAAUAACCGCAUUUAAAAGGAAAUCCCAAGAUGAAUCAAUUUAUAAACAUACUAAUGUAAUAAACUGUACCACAAUAAUCCACAAUCCCCCACCAACAAUGUGAUUAAUCAGUUUUGCAUUUUUAUAUGUGCAGUAGAAAAAAAAGCAGAGUUCCCGUAGCUGAUGUUUUACUACUGUCAGAUAUGUUUUUCUAAAUCCUAUCAACAAAAUUCACACAUGGCAUUGUACAAAAUCCAAAGCGUAAAUGGCCACUAGAACGACUGGUGGGCUGCAUGUGUAUUUAUUUCUGACGAUAGAAAGAACAGAAUACGCGCCAAAAACCCAAGACUAAUAACCGAUAACUUAUGAAUUACAAAACAGUAUUAUGAUACAAUGACGUUUUGUUUGUCAUUAACGGAUACCAACUCGGUGUAAUUUUUGAUCAUUUAUUUGCAACAUAGUCACAAUAGAAUUAAGCGACAAUUUCUAUUUAAAUGAAUGUAAAUAAUUUUAUUUGUUGAAUGAGAAGUGGUGGCUGCUAAGUAUUAGGUGCCAAUGUAAUUAAAAGUUGUAACUAAAUAAAAUAAUUAAUAAUA
Messenger RNA from Zophobas morio, 8477 nucleotides. Its product is annotated as coiled-coil domain-containing protein CG32809. Bases 475 to 7083 code for a protein of 2202 amino acids. The record is from RefSeq and is a predicted model, not a curated record. The transcript has 22 exons. NCBI's taxonomy places the organism in Eukaryota, Metazoa, Arthropoda, Insecta, Coleoptera, Tenebrionidae. Gene Ontology annotation, cellular component: cytoplasm.